Molecule: messenger RNA, 1048 nt
Organism: Bombina bombina (fire-bellied toad)
Lineage: Eukaryota; Metazoa; Chordata; Amphibia; Anura; Bombinatoridae
Gene: NPBWR2
Product: neuropeptides B and W receptor 2
Exons: 1
Coding region: 1-993 (330 amino acids)
Biological process (GO): neuropeptide signaling pathway
Cellular component (GO): neuron projection; membrane
Molecular function (GO): neuropeptide binding; neuropeptide receptor activity
Source: RefSeq, a predicted model, not a curated record
AUGGAGAAUAUAUCUUGGUUAAAUGCUUCUAACUCUUCAUGCAACCCAGGGAUAGGCUGUUAUCAUGAGGGCUCAGAAAUGAAACCUACUAACCCAGAACUGUCACCUGACUUCUACAUUAUCCUUCCUAUCAUCUAUUCUGUGAUCUGUGUCGUGGGGCUUACUGGAAACACUGCUGUUAUCUAUGUGAUUCUAAAAGCUCCAAAAAUGAAAACAGUUACUAAUCUGUUUAUCUUAAACUUGGCCAUUGCAGAUGAUCUAUUUACAUUGGUCCUUCCUAUCAAUAUUGCUGAGAUCCUGUUACACUAUUGGCCAUUUGGAGUGGUCCUGUGCAAGAUCAUACUAUCCAUAGACCUUUAUAACAUAUUUUCAAGCAUCUACUUCUUGACUGUAAUGAGUAUAGACCGCUAUCUUGUGGUUCUAGCUACAGUAAGGUCCAAAAGAAUGCCUUAUCGCACUUAUAGAGCUGCCAAAAUCAUCAGCCUUUUAGUCUGGCUACUAGUAAUUAUAAUUGUUUUGCCUUUCACAGUUUUUGCCGGAGUUUAUAAAGAUGACUUGGAAUUCAAGAGCUGUGGUUUAAAUUUUCCAAAACCAGAGAAGAUGUGGUUCAAAAUCAGUCGCCUCUAUACUCUGAUAUUGGGGUUUGCCAUCCCUGUGACCACAAUUUGUGUUUUGUAUAUGGCCAUGUUGUACAAACUACGAAAUAUGAGAUUAAAUUCCAAUGGAAAAGCCCUAGACAAAGCCAAGAAAAAGGUUACAAUCAUGGUUUUUGUAGUUCUGGCAGUUUGCCUUUUCUGCUGGACUCCUUACCAUUUAACAACUAUUGUAUCACUUACCACAGACUUGCAGGAGACAUCUCUGGUUAUUGGCAUAUCCUACUUUAUCACAAGUCUAAGCUACGCCAACUCUUGCCUCAAUCCUUUCCUUUAUGCCUUCCUGGAUGACAGUUUUAGGAAGAGUUUUCGAAAGAUGUUGGAAUGUAGAACACAUUGAAAAUGGGGGUUUAACUUUUAUCAACAUUAUUAAAAGUAAUUUUCUAACAAAAAUG